UCUUUUUUGCGGAAGUACUAGCUGGGAGCCAGUUAUUUUCAUGAACGAAAGAAGAUUGAUCUAGAUUCAACGCAGCAAAACACUAGCACCGAGGAUGAUCAAGGCUAUACUUAUAUUUAACAACCAUGGGAAACCACGGCUUAUCAGAUUCUACCAAUAUUUUGCAGAAGACCUGCAGCAGCAGAUUAUCAGGGAGACGUUUCAUCUGGUGUCCAAGAGAGACGACAACGUCUGCAAUUUCCUAGAAGGCGGCAGCCUGAUCGGAGGCUCCGACUACAAGCUGAUCUACAGACACUAUGCUACACUUUACUUUGUGUUUUGUGUGGACUCGUCCGAGAGUGAACUUGGGAUUCUAGAUCUUAUUCAGGUGUUUGUGGAGACUCUGGAUAAGUGCUUCGAGAACGUGUGUGAGCUGGACCUGAUCUUCCACAUGGACAAAGUCCAUUACAUACUCCAGGAGGUGGUUAUGGGGGGGAUGGUUCUGGAAACCAACAUGAACGAGAUCGUUGGGCAGGUGGAGCUUCAGAACCGCAUGGAGAAGUCUGAGGGUGGAUUGUCCGCUGCUCCGGCUAGAGCCGUGUCAGCUGUCAAGAACAUGAACCUUCCAGAAAUUCCUCGCAACAUCAACAUCGGAGACAUCAACAUUAAAGUGCCCAGCCUGUCUCCGUUCUGAGGCAGCGCAGCCUCUGAUUGGCUCGGGGUUGGUCCUGGAUGCCAGGGCUAGGUGCCGUAGAUACUUCACCCACUUCUAGACCCUUCUGGACUGACCACGAAGGACAUAGCCCAAGGCUGCCACGGGGGUGCAGCAUGGUGGAAAUCCCCCCGGCUCCAGUCCGUGUGUGUGUGUGCGUGCGUGCGUGCGUGCGCGCGCGCGCGCGCGUGCGUGCGUGUCAAGUCUUUCAUUUCAGCUUGUUGAUCUCAGCCAGUAGUUGUUUUAGGAGGACCUGCCAUUUCCUUGUUUGUAUAUUGUUUUGUAUAUUAUGAUUUUAGUGUCGCAUCAUUCCAUAACAAAUAAUAAUGUUAAACAGACAAACAUUUCUGCUGCCAUGCCGACCGCCAAACCCCCAGAAGAUGCCUGUGUCUGUGAACAUGCUGUAUGUUGGCUCAUUAAAUGUUUGUUCAGAUCUUUUAAGUGUGUUUAUCUAGUCAGUCAUUUGUUCUGAUUGUGAUUAAUGUAGUUUUAUGGUUCUGGAAUAAUUGUGGCAUAAACUAUGAAGUUUCAGCAUUAAAAUUCUUACAGACAAGGA
Messenger RNA from Electrophorus electricus (electric eel), 1247 nucleotides. RefSeq names its product adaptor related protein complex 3 subunit sigma 2 (gene ap3s2). Gene Ontology annotation, biological process: Golgi to vacuole transport; intracellular protein transport. Gene Ontology annotation, cellular component: AP-3 adaptor complex; membrane coat. Lineage: Eukaryota; Metazoa; Chordata; Actinopteri; Gymnotiformes; Gymnotidae. The record is from RefSeq and is a predicted model, not a curated record.